Molecule: messenger RNA, 1187 nt
Organism: Cuscuta campestris
Lineage: Eukaryota; Viridiplantae; Streptophyta; Magnoliopsida; Solanales; Convolvulaceae
Source: the annotation of a GenBank genome assembly
CUGUAUUUAAGGUGGAAAAGAAUUAAUUAUAGAGCACUGGGAAUCGUCUAUUUGGAAUUUGGAACGACAAUACUCCCUAUUAACUACCCCGGAAUUCAAACCCUCUCACAUUGGCGUAGUCAUCUUCUUUUUCUCUUCUUCUCGGAACGGUCUAGCUGGAGGCAGCGGCACGAUUCAGGCUCUCUCCCUUUCGACAUAGCCUGAAGUGGUGACAACAAACGAGAGUUCAAUGGGAGGAACGAGUAUGGUGGCCGCAACGGUGGCAAUUGUUAAGAUGAUCGAUGAACCGUGGUGGUGGUGAUACAUUGUAUCAGAGGGCCGGUUGACAUUGGCUUGAAUCGGUUUCAAAUUUAUCUGCUACUCUGCUUGAACUCUAUUUCUUCGGACAAUAAUUAUUAAUAUAUACUUGAUCCGUCCCUAAGUGUUUGUCCACUUUUAACUUUUGGAACUGUUCAUCUAAGCACUUUGACUCAUCAAAUUCUCUCAAUGUCCCUGUUCUCAGAUCCCACACCACAAUGUCUAAGAUCUCCUUCCGACGGCAGGGACUUUGAAAUAGAUGAAUUGGUGGCGCUCGAGUCUCAGGUGCUCAAGCACAUGAUCGAGGGUGGCUGUUCGGGCACUUUUGUCCCGAUCCCGAACGUGAAUAGCAGGAUUCUCGCUAUGGUCAUUGAGUACUGCAAGAAACAUGCUGGUGCUGCGAAUUCUUGCGAUGUUGAUGCGCUAAAGACCUGGGAUGCUGAAUUCAUCAGUGUUGAUCUGCAAACCCUCUUCGAACUCGCCAAAGCUGCCCAAUAUCUUGACAUAAGGAGCUUGUUCGAUCUCAUUACUCUAACGGUAGCUAAGAUGAUCAAGGGCAAGUCACCCAAUGAGAUCAGUAGAAUAUUCAAAAUCAGGAGAGACAUCCCAUGGGCGGAAGAAGAUCAAACAAGGAAAGAGAAUUUAUGGGCAUUUCCAGGAUAAUGAUUUGAAGCCCCUUAUAUCUCUUAAUGGUAGAAUGAUGCUAUGUCAGUUGAAUAUCAUCUCAUCUAGUAGAUGCCUUAAAACUAAUCUUUAUUUGGUUUGGAAAUAAAUGACUGGCAUGCUAUUUCGGAACAUGUUGCUUUCCAAACACCCUUCGGAAGAAUCUGAAUCUUUGUUAUCAACCUAUCUUUUUCCAUAAUAUGAAUACUUCCUAAUUUUCAGUGUUA